This is a messenger RNA of Lodderomyces elongisporus, 2208 nucleotides long. It is a transcript of the gene GFA1, whose product is annotated as glutamine--fructose-6-phosphate transaminase (isomerizing). Gene Ontology annotation, molecular function: carbohydrate derivative binding; L-glutamine:D-fructose-6-phosphate transaminase (isomerizing) activity. Gene Ontology annotation, biological process: fructose 6-phosphate metabolic process; protein N-linked glycosylation; UDP-N-acetylglucosamine metabolic process. NCBI's taxonomy places the organism in Eukaryota, Fungi, Ascomycota, Pichiomycetes, Serinales, Debaryomycetaceae. The record is from RefSeq and is a predicted model, not a curated record. The transcript has 2 exons. The coding region runs from base 1 to 2208 and encodes 735 amino acids.
AUGUGUGGUAUUUUUGGAUACAUAAACUUUUUGGUGGACAAAUCAAGAGGCGAAAUCAUCGAUAACCUUAUCGAAGGUUUGCAACGAUUGGAGUACAGGGGGUACGAUUCAGCAGGUUUGGCUGUUGAUGGUCACCUUGUUAGAGAUGGCGACGAGGAAUACAUGAACAGCAUUAUCGUCAAAACCCCAGGUAAGGUUAAGGUUUUGAAACAAAAAAUCAUUGACGACAAAAUUGACAGAUCGGCUGUAUUUGACAAUCACGUGGGUAUUGCCCACACUAGAUGGGCUACUCACGGUCAACCUAAAGUCGAAAACUGUCACCCACACAGAUCUGAUGCCUCAAGAGCUGAAUUCAUCGUUGUCCAUAACGGUAUCAUCACAAAUUAUGCCGCAUUGAGAAAAUAUCUCUUGUCUAAAGGUCACCAGUUUGAAAGUGAAACCGAUACUGAAUGUAUCGCUAAAUUGUUUAAACACUUUUACGACUUGAACUUGAAAGCGGGAGUCUCUCCAGACUUUAAUGAAUUGACAAAACAAGUUUUGCACGAAUUGGAAGGCUCAUAUGGUUUAUUGGUAAAAUCAUACCACUUUCCAGGUGAAGUGUGUGGUACCAGAAAAGGUUCACCAUUAUUGGUUGGUGUCAAAACUGAAAAGAAGUUGAAAGUUGACUUUGUCGAUGUUGAGUUUGAAUCCAAUGCAGCAGCAGCAGCCCAACAACAACAGCAGCAACAGCACCAACAACAACAACAACAACAACAGCAGCAACAAUCAAAUGGCGGCAACCUUUCAUUAUCCAAUGGUGCAGGCGCUGCUGGUGCUAGUGGCGUCCCAGACUUGGGUUUCAUCCCAGUUGUUCCUGGUGAUUUGAGAACAUCACAAUCAAGAGCAUUCCUUUCCGAGGAUGAUUUGCCAAUGCCAGUUGAAUUCUUUUUGAGUUCUGACCCAGCCUCCGUUGUCCAACAUACCAAGAAAGUUUUGUUCUUGGAAGACGACGACAUUGCACACAUUUACGAUGGUGAGCUUCACAUUCACAGAGCUUCAACCAAGAGUGCAGGUGAAUCUACAGUUAGGCCAAUCCAAACUUUGGAGAUGGAAUUGAAUGAGAUUAUGAAAGGUCCAUACAAGCAUUUCAUGCAAAAGGAAAUUUUUGAACAACCAGACUCCACUUUUAAUACCAUGAGAGGAAGAAUUGAUUUUGAAAACCACACUGUGACAUUGGGUGGCUUGAAAGCAUUUUUACCAACUAUUAGGAGGUGUAGAAGAAUCAUUAUGAUUGCUUGUGGUACAUCGUACCAUUCAUGUUUGGCUACCAGAUCCAUUUUUGAAGAAUUGACCGAGAUCCCAGUAAGUGUUGAGUUGGCAAGUGACUUUUUGGACAGAAAAUCUCCAGUUUUUAGAGACGAUACCUGUGUGUUUGUCUCUCAAUCUGGUGAGACCGCCGACUCGAUACUCGCGUUGCAAUACUGUUUGGAAAGAGGCGCGUUAACCGUGGGUAUUGUUAACUCCGUUGGCUCGUCCAUGUCUAGACAAACACAUUGUGGUGUUCACAUCAAUGCUGGUCCAGAAAUUGGUGUUGCCUCUACUAAAGCCUACACUUCGCAGUACAUUGCGCUUGUCAUGGUUGCUCUUUCGCUUUCCAAUGACUCCAUCUCCAAAGCAAAAAGACACGAAGAAAUUAUUGAGGGAUUGCAAAAGAUUCCUGAACAAAUCAAGCAAGUGCUCAACUUGGAAUCAAAAAUUAAACAGUUGUGUAACGAUAACCUCAAUGACCAGAAAUCGUUGCUCUUACUAGGAAGAGGGUACCAGUUUGCCACUGCUUUGGAAGGUGCAUUGAAAAUUAAGGAAAUCUCGUACAUGCACUCUGAAGGUGUGCUUGCUGGUGAGUUGAAGCACGGUGUAUUGGCCUUGGUUGAUGAUAAAUUACCAAUCAUUGCAUUUGCAACAAGGGACUCAUUGUUCCCCAAGACAAUGUCUGCUAUUGAGCAAGUUACUGCUAGAGAUGGUAGACCUAUAGUCAUUUGUAAUGAAGGUGAUGCCAUCGUUUCAAACGAUAAAGUUCAUACCACAUUGGAAGUUCCACAAACCGUGGAUUGCUUGCAAGGAUUAUUGAAUGUGAUUCCUGUACAAUUAAUCAGUUAUUGGUUGGCUGUGAAUAGAGGUAUUGAUGUUGAUUUCCCACGUAAUUUGGCCAAAUCGGUCACGGUUGAGUAG